Etheostoma cragini (Arkansas darter) is the source of this 2929-nucleotide messenger RNA. RefSeq names its product metal-regulatory transcription factor 1 (gene mtf1). Gene Ontology annotation, molecular function: DNA-binding transcription activator activity, RNA polymerase II-specific; RNA polymerase II cis-regulatory region sequence-specific DNA binding. Gene Ontology annotation, biological process: positive regulation of transcription by RNA polymerase II; central nervous system development. Bases 318 to 2756 code for a protein of 812 amino acids. NCBI's taxonomy places the organism in Eukaryota, Metazoa, Chordata, Actinopteri, Perciformes, Percidae. The transcript is spliced from 11 exons. The record is from RefSeq and is a predicted model, not a curated record. Gene Ontology annotation, cellular component: nucleus.
UAAUCAGUGGCAGAGUAACUGUCUAUGGGCGGGACUUGCCUUUUCCUUCCUAGGAAAAAAACAAAUACUCGCCUACGGUUUGAUAUGAUUUGUAGCAGGAAGCUAGCAACAUAUCUCUGAUGCUAGUAACGUUAACGAUGUGACCGAAAUGUAUUCUGUAAAAUAACGUCAGGUCAGUAUCAACCAGCGGAAUGUUACAAAGCCUGCAUGACUGUGCACGGGUAACCACCUCAGUACCGUGACAUUAAGUUCGGCUGUAACAUUACCAGUGUGAGUGUGCAGUCCUCCUUGCCAAGGAAGGAGAGGCACCAGGGACCAUGAGUGAGAAUGGCCCUCAUACGUCGGCGUCAAUGUACUUUGAGGUGGAGGUGGAUCACCUGGAGCGGGACGAUGACGACGAAGAAGAAGAAGAUGACAAGAUCCACUUUGACAAAGAUGAUGACUUGAUCGCCGAGCCUUCAACGUCGUCUGGUCGGGUGUACGACCGCACCACAGUACUCAUUGAGCGAGACCCUAUCCGGCUAGAUGAGGAGGGGGAAGAGGAGGGUCACUGUGGAGGGGACGAAGAUGGUGUCGCCUUCCUAACUGAAGGGGAAGGUGAUGGAGAUGAGGAGGAUGUCUCGCUGGCUUUUAUGAACGACCCUGACGGCAUGUCACAGGGUUAUGUCCACCACACCAUUUCUCCAGACCAGAUCCAGUUCACAAUUAAUCCUGGCUCCACCCGCAUGCCACGCAACAUAGAGGGGGCCACCCUCACCCUGCACUCUGAGUGCCCAGAGACCAAGCUGAGAGAGGUGAAGCGCUACCAGUGCAUGUUCGAAGGCUGCACCAGGACGUACAGCACGGCAGGAAACCUGCGAACACACCAAAAGACGCACAGAGGCGAAUACACAUUUGUGUGUAAUCAACAGGGCUGUGGAAAGGCCUUCCUCACCUCCUACAGCCUUAAGAUCCAUGUCCGUGUUCACACCAAGGAGAAGCCGUUUGAGUGUGACGUGCAAGGCUGUGAGAAGGCCUUCAACACAUUAUACAGACUAAAAGCACACCAGAGACUUCACACAGGCAAGACAUUCAACUGUGAAUCAGAGGGAUGCACAAAGUACUUUACCACACUUAGCGACCUGAGGAAGCACAUUCGCACACACACUGGGGAGAAGCCAUUUCGGUGUGACCACGAUGGCUGUGGCAAAGCCUUUGCUGCAAGUCAUCACCUAAAAACACAUGUACGGACACACACAGGGGAGAAGCCAUUCAACUGUCCCAGUGAUGGCUGUGAGAAGACGUUUAGCAGCCAGUACAGUCUGAAGAGUCACAUCCGGGGCCACGACAAAGGACAUCCCUUCACCGUCACCCUCACCCAUCCGCUCUCUGAAGACGCAAAUCACUCGCUGUGCCUCAGUGACUUGAGUCUCAUCUCUACAGACUCAGAGCUACGAGAGAACAUCCAUAAUGCUCACAAUUUGGACAUCAGCAAUGUGAAAAUCUUUGAGUUCAUGUUCCAGAGUCCUGAAAAUAGUGUCAGCCAAGAUGAUGCCAAUCCCAACGAAAGCCUUGCGGAAUCCUUCAGCCUGGAGACGUCUACCCGGUCGGUAAUGCCUGAUGGAUCGUCUCUCAUCUCUUUCUCUCUCCAUCCUACUUCCUCACCUCCCUGUCCCCACAAAACUGCAGUCAUGGAGGCUCCUUCCCAGCUCAGUCAGAGCUCUUCCUCUCAGGCCUCCACCCCUGCCCCUGUACUUGCCACUGUCAGCUCCACGCAGCCGCCGCAUUUCAUGCAACUAACCGGGCCUCAGCAGAUCUCUGACGUGCCUGCCCAGGCUUCUGUCCAAGCGCCAAACAAUGUCACCACCCAGCACUUUGUGGCACUGCCACCCACAUUCCUGUCAUCGGAUAGUGCCACCCAGACCACGCUUAUACCACCAGCCAUCUCCACUCCUCCUCCAGUGGCUCCAGCACUGACCACCCCAGCACUAGGCACCGCACCUAUUUCUGUUGUUGCAGCCACCGCAACAGAUGCUCUGGCAGCUGUUUCUCAACCGGUGCCUUUGGCCAACAUCCCCACCCCCAACCCCGGCCAUGGUUUGGCUAACACCUCUGCCCCUAUUACCAUAGCUCCCACCCCAAACCUGCCCGGCCUGGUCAUGUCUGACCAGAACCUCCAGUGGAUCCUCAGCAGUGCUGCCAACAGCCAGCAGAACCCAGAACAAACACCACAUCAAGGAUCUUCAAAAGUGGAAAAGGUUUUCUUCACGACAGCCAUACCAGUGGGAGGAAAUGCUGGAAGCUCAGUCCAGCAGAUCGGCCUCAGUCUGCCUGUCAUCAUCAUCAAACAGGAGGAGUCCUGCCAGUGCCAGUGUGCCUGCAGGGACGCUGCUAAAGACAAGGGUUCAAAGAGUGCCUCUUCCAUUGUUUCAGCCCCAGCACAGCCGCAACCACCAGAGCCCCCUCCUCCCCCACUAUCACGACCCCCAGAGCCUCCACACCAUUCAGCCACCUCAUCUUCUUCAUGCUGCCUCCCUGAGUUGUCCUCUAAGGUGGGUGAGGUGAGGCAGGAGGCACCCUCUUCUUCCUCCUACUCAGCUCAGACAGUCUCCUCGAUAGGGAGCAGCACUGCCACAAACCCUCCCUCGUCUGGUGGGUUAGCCAAUAUGGAUGUCUCAGACUUCCUUUCCCUGCAGAGCCCUGAGACAGCUGGCAACAUUGAGGCUCUGCUGCUGGUCGCUGAUGACUUUAACAUGGCCAGUGAUGGCAAUCCUUAGUAGAGAUGCCUUGAGUCUGGCACCGUGUGUUGCACCAACUCAUCCACAGACAUCAAGUCCUCCCACGUCUCGAGUCAUUCUUCACAGCAACGCCUCUUCUUUCUCCGUAUAUAGUGUGUGUAUCGAACCCCCUGCACCUGCAGUGCAUUCUGUACUGUAUAGCAUUGUGCAAC